Cylindrotheca closterium is the source of this 1242-nucleotide messenger RNA. NCBI's taxonomy places the organism in Eukaryota, Bacillariophyta, Bacillariophyceae, Bacillariales, Bacillariaceae. The record is from the annotation of a GenBank genome assembly.
AUGACACACAACAGUGGCGUAACGAAACCAAGCUUUGAUGAACAUAUCGGGAACGCUUCCGAACCUCAUGCGGAAGAAAAUAGUGAAAAAGGAGUUGUUAUCCAAGAGGAAGCGUGGACGAAUGCAGACGGAAGUAACGUCUUUGAUCUCACAUUUGAAAACAACAUGGUUCGAUCCACCAUGAAGAAUCUGUUUCCGCAUUCGAAUCGAGCAUUGGUAUUUGACAGUUAUUCCGAACAGCAAAUGACGCCGUUGGAUAUGUUAUAUGAAAAGACGACUAUGAAUCAUGAAGAAACUGCUGAUGAGAACGACUAUGAUGACACUGACCACUACAAGUUUGAUGACUUCUAUGAUGGAACUGGAAGUUUGGUAUGGCUAGCAUGUAUAGCCUUCUGCCAUUUGGUAGCACAAGAUCUGAUACCACCGCUAGCAACUACUGACUCCCGUGAAGGGCGGGAAGAAGGUUCCAAGAAAGAAGAAAAAUACGAUGACGAAAUGCUUCAGAUUUGCGAACUUGGUUGCGGAGCAGGAUUGGCGUCGAUUGCCACACUACUAUCGUCACUCGUAAGGCGUGAGACAAACGACAAACCUGCCUAUCGAAAAGUGAUCUUUACUGACAAUGAUCCAGAAGCACUGGAACUAGCCAAGCAAAAUUGCGAACUGAAUCAGCUGGAUCCCGAGUUAUAUGAUUGCAAACCAUUGUCGUGGGGAAUCCUUCCGGACCAAAAUGAUCCUAAGAAGAGUGAUGAUGAGCCGAGUGUCAAAAACAUUGAUGGUACCGUCACUACGGAUCAAACAGUAUCAUUGCAAGAGUCGACAAUGGACAUUGUGUUGGCAGCAGAUGUCAUCUACGAUAUAUCCAUGAUACCCCCACUGCUACAAACAGCAGCGUGGUUGAUAAAGCCGAAUGGAUCCCUCGUUGUUUCUCAUGUACCACGAUUUUGUUUGCCAAAAGAUGAAAACGAGCAGGAAGAUGAAAUCCAAACAAAUUCGUCAUCCCCACAACAGGCACUCGAGGCACACAUCAUUGAGCAAGCAGGUCUAGUGGGGUUAGAGUUGACGAAAACGAUACGGCCACACGAGACUUUAGUCAACGUCAUUGACAAAGACACAAAAGUGGGCAUGAAUCAUGGAGCUGAGCAUAGUCGUGAGUGUCAUCAGAUUUCUUGCGCAACGUUGGAACAGGCCCAUGCAGUAUUGUUCGUAUUUGAGCCGCGUUCGGGUAGUUUUGUUCAUCCAUGA